AUGACGACUUCGAACGCUAGGCCUCCCCGUUUACAACGACUAAAGCAUGCAUUCUCAUCCCCUUCCGCUUUCCACCAAGCACUCAUCCUUAAAAGCUCAACCUCGAUCCUCAUCAACGAGGAUCUAGCCCCUUCUCCACCUUCUCGACAUACAUGGACUGUCUGGAGCUUCUUCGCAUAUUGGUGGUCUGAGUCCUGGAAUGUGUCGACAUGGUCUGUCGGAGCAUCCUUCAUUGCACUUGGAGCAACUAUUCGAGAUGCGCUCCUCGUGGUCUUCUUCGCCAAUCUUCUGUCAGCAGCCGUUAUUGUGCUGAAUGGUAGAGCGGCAGCGAGAUAUCAUAUUGGCUAUCCUGUUAUCUCUCGUUCAAGCUUUGGCAUUAGAGGCGCCUAUUUUGUCGUCGUGCUGCGUUCAAUCUUGGGUAUCAUCUGGGGUGGAGUUCAGCUUUACUUCGAAGGGCAGUUUAUCUCCGUCUGCUUACGAUGUAUCUUCCCUGGUUGGGAGCGAAUCCCUAACGUCAUUCCUGAGAGCCAACAUAUCACGACACAAGUUAUGGUCGGCUUCUUCUUUGCCUUCUUGUUCACCAUUCCUUUUCUCUUCAUUCACACAUCUAAGAUCCAACAUUUAUUCAGCGUCAAGUCAGUAAUUAUGCCUCUUGCCGGCCUAGGCAUAGUGAUUUGGGCGACAACUGAGAAUGGAGGAGUGUCAUCUGGUGUAUUCGAGAACUCCGGAACUUCAACGUCAACAUCAGUGCUUGCUUGGGGUAUUAUAUCACAAUUCAGUGCAGUCAUGGGCGCGAAUUCGGCACUGCUUGUCACAGUUCCAGAUUUGGCUCGGUACUCGAAGACCAAAAAUGCUCAACUAUGGGGUCAGCUAAUCAGUUUACCAAUUGGCCAAACCUUGUGUGCAUCUUUUGGCAUUAUUGCUACAUCUGCGGUUCGAAAUCUGUAUGGAGAGGCAUAUUGGAAUCCUUACGACCUUCUAAAUCGCAUUCUUGACGAAUCGUAUUCAUCGAAAGCCCGAGCUGGUGUUUUCUUUGCGUCGGCGAGUUUUGCGUUUGCGACUCUGGGUACCUCCAUUGCUUGCAACUUCAUCCCCUUUGCUGCCGAUGUGACUUGCCUUCUUCCCAAAUAUAUCAACAUUAUUCGUGGUCAACUAUUGUGUCUGGUCAUCGCUUUUGCGAUUGUCCCAUGGCGUAUCGUUGCCACGGCCAACGGCUUUCUCAACUUUCUCGGGGGCUAUUCCAUCUUUCAAGGUCCCGUCGUGGCCGUGAUGUUAAUCGACUACUUGAUUCUUCGUCGUGGCAAUCUUAGUCUAACUGACCUAUUCACCCUGUCAUCCGAAGGCCGUUACUACUUCUUCCAUGGCUUCAAUGUUCGAGCGUUCGCGGCUUUUGUAAUUGGAUUCUUACUUCCCCUACCCGGGUUUGCAGCCAGCUUUGGACACAACAUCAACAUCGCCGCCACGCACAUGUAUUCACUGGGUUGGGUGUUGAGUUUCUUGAUGGGCUGCUUGUCAUACUAUAUCAUUUGCCUGCUGUUCAAGCUACCAGGUGAUGAUGGCAAGCAAUCUUUCGAGUCGCAGGUACAAUCAGCAGAGCAGAUCAUAAUUGAAGGGUUUCAUGUAGAGACUGAAAGCCAUGGAAGUGCGGCGAGCAUUGAGUCAGACCAGAUCAAAGAGCGCGAGGUGGUGGAGAAAAUGGCUUGA
This is a messenger RNA of Exophiala bonariae, 1704 nucleotides long. RefSeq lists its product as uncharacterized. Gene Ontology annotation, biological process: nucleobase transport; transmembrane transport. The transcript is spliced from 3 exons. The coding region runs from base 1 to 1704 and encodes 567 amino acids. Lineage: Eukaryota; Fungi; Ascomycota; Eurotiomycetes; Chaetothyriales; Herpotrichiellaceae. Gene Ontology annotation, molecular function: nucleobase transmembrane transporter activity. The record is from RefSeq and is a predicted model, not a curated record. Gene Ontology annotation, cellular component: plasma membrane.